Messenger RNA from Loa loa (African eye worm), 920 nucleotides. RefSeq lists its product as hypothetical. Lineage: Eukaryota; Metazoa; Nematoda; Chromadorea; Rhabditida; Onchocercidae. The record is from RefSeq and is a predicted model, not a curated record. The coding region runs from base 1 to 729 and encodes 242 amino acids. The transcript has 8 exons.
AUGUCUGAAUUAAUUCUGGUUUAUCCAAAUAUUAAAUUAUUGGCGUUAGGAAAAAGGAAAACAGGUAUUGAUUCUCGAGUACCGAAUGGGUCUUUAUUAUCAUUGAGGACAUUUUAUGCAUUUGGAGCUCGUAGUGGACGAACUCCUUUGUUGCAAAGGUCCUUAUCACAUAAUCCGCAUGGCAAUAGUUUAUGCACAAAAGCGCUGCAGCAACCUAUGGAAAAGAAUAUCACCAUUCAGCGUUCUUCCACGGCAUCCUCGAUACAUAGUCCAAAACGUAGUAUAACUUAUUAUAAUCGACACUACAUUACGUUAUUCUCCGAUAUUUCCAAACCGUAUUCAAGCGCAAUUAUCAAUACCCGAAACUCGUGCCAUACCGAAAAUGACACUGGAUCGAAACGGUGUGAGCAACCGGUAAAUGUAGUUGCUGUUCCGGAAAUUAAAACUGAAACGUCAAAACCUCUGGAGAAUUCUGCAGAAAUGAUUGCUUUACUAGAAAAAAAUAAGUCGUUGGAGGCGGAAGUGAAACGAUUGACUUUAAAGCUUAGGGAAAAAGAACGCUCAGAAAGGGAAUUCAAAAGUGAACCAAAGGGUAAUGAAAAGGAAAUUAGCGAUAUUAUGGAACAACUGAACAAUGCAGCCGAAAAACUAACUCGUUUGGAUGCUGUUAAAGAUCUCAAACUCUUACAAAGCGAGAUGGAAACAGCGCUGAAAGAGAUUAGUAAAUAAUUACCAUGAAAUUACGAAAUUGAAAUAUUGUCACUACCCAUUGAACUACCUUUGUAAAUUUGUAUUUCGGAGUUCACUAUGCACUUGCAUCUUUUCGAUGUGAUCUUUCAUAACGCUUGAAGUAAAGUGAAGCUUGACUGGACUAUGUUUUGGAACCAAUCUUUUAAUUUCACUUGGUCUUUAAAUAUUCA